Linderina pennispora is the source of this 1320-nucleotide messenger RNA. Its product is annotated as Ribokinase-like protein. Gene Ontology annotation, molecular function: adenosine kinase activity. Bases 95 to 1165 code for a protein of 356 amino acids. The transcript has 2 exons. Lineage: Eukaryota; Fungi; Kickxellomycota; Kickxellomycetes; Kickxellales; Kickxellaceae. Gene Ontology annotation, cellular component: nucleus; cytosol. The record is from RefSeq and is a predicted model, not a curated record. Gene Ontology annotation, biological process: purine ribonucleoside salvage.
GUUCUCACACAAUACCUAAAAAUUUUUCCCGCUUUGCUUUGCUUCUCUGAAUUGCUUUUGUCAUUUUUCCACUUUCGCAAAGAAUAUCAUAACCAUGUCUCAGGAUCUUAAGGGCGCCCUUGUCGGUUUCUGCAACCCGCUGCUUGACAUCUCGUCGGUUGUCGACGACUCGCUUCUGAAAAAGUACAGCCUGAAGGCCAACGACGCCAUUCUCGCCUCGCCCGAGCACGUCCCCCUGUUCCAGGAGCUGAUUGACUCGUGGGACGCCAAGUUCCUGCCUGGCGGCGCCGGCCAGAACGCGCUGCGCGGUGCCCAGCUUCUGCUGCCAGCCGACUCGGCCGUGUUCAUCGGCGCCGUGGGCAAGGACGAGAACGCGCAGCGUCUGAAGGGAGCGGCUGACAAGGCCGGCUUGCGCACCAACUACAUGGUGAACGAGGAGAAGCCGACCGGCACCUGCGCUCUGCUGAUCACGGGCCCGAACCGCUCGAUGGUGGCGAACCUGUCGGCGGCCGAGACGUACAGCGCCGAGCACAUCAAGAAGCCCGAGAACUGGAAGAACAUCGAGGAUGCCAAAUUCUACUACAUCACCGGCUUCUUCUUCACCGUGUCGCCCGAGACCAUCGAGCGCGUGGCCAAGCACGCCAACGAGAACAACAAGACCUUCACCAUGAACCUGUCGGCGCCGUUUGUCCCGCAGUUCUACAAGGAGAAGGUUGCCGAGACCCUGCCGUAUGUCGACAUUCUGUUCGGUAACGAGACCGAGGCCGCGGCGUUUGCCCAGAACUUUGGCAUUGAGUCUGACGACAUCAAGAAGAUCGCCAAGACAAUCGCUGACUUGCCCAAGGAGAGCAGCAAGCCGCGUCUGGUUGUGUUCACCCAGGGCGCCGAGAGCACUGUGGUUGCGUCGUCCGACUCGGACGAGAUCCGUGUGUACCCGGUCACCCCGGUGCCGGCCGAGGAGAUUGGCGACUCGAACGGUGCUGGUGACGCCUUCGUUGCUGCCUUCCUGUCGCAGCACAUCCUGGGCCGCUCGGUUGACGAGUGUGUUGAGGCUGGUACCUGGCUCGGUGGCGAGGUCGUCCGCGAGAUCGGCCCCAACUACCCGAACCGCGAGCUCAAGUACGUUCCCUCUGGAUCGUUCGCUCCCAAGGUCCUGAAGCUCUAAGCGUAGCCCUCCAUUUUUGCAAACCAGCAUUACUUUCAUUCACACUUUUGCAAGUGUUUCAACAGGUAUUUGAAGCAGUGAAAAGCCUAGUAGUUCGCUACAUGUUCUUUUUGACCGAGGAGUUUGGUAUUUGACCGGUUUAAACAGGAACUUGC